UGGAGGGGAAUUUCUGAGCAGGGAAAGUGAAAGUUCCAAGCCAUAAAUAGGAGGCAGUCGCAGCCUCACACAGGCUUUCGCACUCACAUUCCCAGACCCCCUCACAUCGCACAAGGACUCCUGUGCACUUCCCAUUGCUCCCUCCCACUCCCAGCCAACUUUGAGUGUCACACAGACUCUUGCACAACCCCAGAGAUUCACCCGUACUCCCGCUCACUGCUGGUCUGCCUCUGUUCACCCUCCAUGGCAUCCCCUGCAGCUGCACUACUGACCCUCAGCCUGCUGAUUCUCUGGACCUCUCCUGCUCUGGGUGGUGCCAAUGAUGCUGAAGACUGCUGCCUGUCUGUAACCCAGCGCCCCAUCCCUGGGAAUAUCGUGCGGGCCUUUCAUUACCUCCUCAUCCAGGAUGGCUGUAGAGUGCCUGCUGUCGUGUUCACCACACUGAGAGGUCACCAGCUCUGUGCACCCCCAGACCAGCCCUGGGUGGACCGCAUCAUCCGGAGACUGCAGAAGAACACUGCAAAGAAUAAGCGCCACAGCAGUUAACCCAUGACAGCCCCAGAGGGAGCCCUGUGUCUGAGUGAGGGGAUAUGAAUCACUGCAGCCCUGGGGAACCAAGGACCAAAAGGGAGGAUCAGGCCUCCAGCAACUCUGUACCAGACCUGACCCAGCUGGGACAGGGCCUGCAGUGUCAAUGUGAGUGUGAGUGUGAGCAGGCAUGAGUGUGGCAGGAGCACAGCUUCUCCUCCACACCCAGACUGCAAUGCUUCCAAUAAAGCCCAACUGGUACCCAUGGA
This is a messenger RNA of Herpailurus yagouaroundi (jaguarundi), 797 nucleotides long. RefSeq names its product C-C motif chemokine ligand 19 (gene CCL19). The coding region runs from base 244 to 546 and encodes 100 amino acids. Lineage: Eukaryota; Metazoa; Chordata; Mammalia; Carnivora; Felidae. Gene Ontology annotation, biological process: positive regulation of GTPase activity; inflammatory response; eosinophil chemotaxis. Gene Ontology annotation, molecular function: CCR chemokine receptor binding; chemokine activity. Gene Ontology annotation, cellular component: extracellular region. The record is from RefSeq and is a predicted model, not a curated record. The transcript is spliced from 4 exons.